CUUUCUUUCUCUGUGAACAGGGUGUCCUGUUCCUAGACCUGAGCUGAUCUACCAGCUGGAGCACGGGCAGGAGCUGUGGAUGCUGAAGGGACACCUGUCUCAGAGCGCCUAUGCAGAUGACAAGGGAAAACCCACGACUACAGAACUUUCCAGUUGUGCACCAGCCCUGUCUGGGGGGGCCUUGUUCCAGGAGCUAAGACAGGGAGACCCAGGGAACUUCCAGCUGGGCCAAACCAAGGAUCAGAGUGGGUCAUCAGAAAUGCAGGAAGGACACUUGAGACUGGGCUUAGAACCCAGGAGAGAGAAGCUCCCUGAGAAAACAAGCCCUGAGCUUGGUGGUUUAGGAGCAGCUGAUGGCGUGUGUUCACAGACGGCACAGGAGCUGACCCAUCCAGGAGGUGCUGUCCAUGACCAUGACUCGUGUGGAUCAGGUAAAGAUCCCGUGAUUCAGGAAGAGGAAAAUACCUUUAAGUGCAAUGAAUGUGGGAAAACUUUUAAUAAAAAGCACCUUCUUGCUGGACAUGAGAAGAUUCACUCUGGAGUGAAACCCUAUGAAUGCACCGAGUGUGGGAAAACAUUUAUUAAGAGCACACACCUCCUCCAGCACCACAUGAUCCACACGGGGGAGCGGCCCUACGAGUGCAUGGAGUGCGGGAAGGCCUUCAACCGCAAGUCCUACCUUACCCAGCACCAGCGGAUCCACAGUGGAGAGAAGCCUUAUAAGUGCAACGAAUGUGGGAAGGCCUUCACCCACCGCUCCAAUUUCGUCUUGCAUAAGAGGAGACACACUGGCGAGAAAACCUUUGUGUGCAAAGAAUGUGGGCAAGUCUUUCGACAUAGGCCGGGAUUCCUUCGACAUCACAUCAUCCACAGUGGCGAGAAUCCCUACGAAUGCUUCGAGUGUGGCAAGGUCUUCAAACACAAGUCCUACCUCGUGUGGCACCAGCAGACUCACACUGGGGAGAAGCCCUAUGAGUGCAGUGAGUGUGGGAAAGCCUUCUGUGAGAGUGCGGCCCUCAUUCACCACUACGUCAUCCACACUGGGGAGAAGCCUUUUGAGUGCCUGGAGUGCGGGAAGGCCUUCAACCACAGGUCGUACCUCAAGAGGCACCAGAGGAUCCACACUGGGGAGAAGCCGUUCGUGUGCACUGAGUGUGGAAGGGCCUUCACCCACUGCUCUACUUUCAUCUUGCACAAAAGGGCCCACACCGGAGAAAAACCCUUUGAGUGCAAAGAAUGUGGGAAAGCCUUUAGCACUAGGAAAGACCUCAUUCGACACUUCAGCAUCCACACUGGGGAGAAGCCCUUCGAGUGCUCAGAGUGUGGGAAGGCCUUCAACCGCCGGUCAGGGCUCACGAGGCACCAGCGGAUUCACAGCGGGGAGAAGCCUUAUGAAUGCAUGGAGUGUGGGAAAUCCUUCUGCUGGAGCACCAACCUCAUCCGACACGCCAUCAUCCACACCGGAGAGAAGCCCUAUAAGUGCAGUGAGUGUGGAAAAGCCUUCAGUCGCAGCUCGUCCCUCACUCAGCAUCAGAGGAUUCAUACUGGGAGAAACCCUGUCCGUGUAACCGAAGUGGGAAGACCCUUCACAAGCGGGCAGUCCUCAGUCACCCUCCGAGAACUCCUUUUGGGGAAAGACUUCUUGAAUGUAACCACUGAGGAAAACCUUUUGCCAGAUGAAACAUCUACCGCGGCAUUAGAUCUGACCUACCAGAGAGAAACCCGCCAAGUAUCUUCGCUGUGCCGGUCCAAGACCGUCGGUAGUCCGGUAGAGACACAUUUUAGAGAUUGACUGAGCCCAGAGCCUUAUUCUGCGUCUGAGAAUUCAUCCGUGAGGGAGAGAGCAGGGUUUCUUGUGCACGAGGUAAAACCCUCAGCUGCAUGUUUCUCCUUCGCUUCACUGCAGUGUUAUCUCAGGAGUUUUUAUAAAAAGAAGGUGGAGAUGUAGAGGAGUGAAUGAAACGAAAAACUUUGGGGACUUCUCUGCCCAGCUUACAGCACUUUGUCAUGGAUUCACAUGUUUACGUGGGGCCAGGGCAGCAUUGUAGAUGCAGUGGGCCCUGCCCCCGUGCGCGUCACGUACACGUUCAUCGCUGCCCAGUGUCGGCAGGGUUAGCCCAUUAAAGACAAGCAGUAAAGUGAUAAAUGCACAUGUGAGAACACAUUUUAUUCCACCAUUUAAGACUCUCAAGCUUACAUUUUUAGAAAACUGUUCUUUAUUCGGUUUUAAACACCAAACAGACUUUUUUCAGACUUGUUCUUGGUCCAUCUGUUUACUUAAUUUCUAUAGCAGUGUGGUAAUCCUCAGAAUCGGGUAACGUGAUUCCGCUCUCUUUAUCCUUUUUUAAAUUGAUUUAGCUUUCCUAAUUCCUUUGACUUUUCAUAUAAAUCUUAGGAUACCAAAAAAUCUUACUUGGAUUUCUACAGGAAUUGGUUGAAAUCUGUAGCUCUGUUUAUUGAAAAUCAGCAUCAUGAACACCGUACAUGGUAUGACAUUUCAGUUGUUGAAGUCAUUCUUGGUAUUUCACUACUGUUUUAUAGUUUUUCACCAUACAGGUUCUGUACAUUUUUGUUGAGAAUUGUAUCUAGGGGUGUGUGUGUGUGUGUGUGUGUGUGUGAGUGAUCAUAAAUGGCAUUGAUUUUUACACUUUCAUUUUUCCUUAUGAUCCUUAGUAGUAUGCAGAAAGGUAAUUGUUGGAGUGAUACUUUGGUAUCCUGCAACCAUGGUGAGCCCACAUUAUUUGUAGCCAUUUCUUUGGGUAGAAUCCUCAGGCUUUUCUGCAAAGACAUGUCAGCUGCAUAUAGAGUUUUAUUUCUUCCUUCCCAUCUAUAUAUCUGUUACUUUGUUUUCUUACUACACUAGUUAUAGUGUAGUAAGUAACCCGAUGUUGAAUAGUAG
Molecule: messenger RNA, 2899 nt
Organism: Enhydra lutris kenyoni (northern sea otter)
Lineage: Eukaryota; Metazoa; Chordata; Mammalia; Carnivora; Mustelidae
Product: zinc finger protein 264-like
Exons: 2
Coding region: 80-1792 (570 amino acids)
Biological process (GO): regulation of immune system process; regulation of cytokine production; negative regulation of transcription by RNA polymerase II
Source: RefSeq, a predicted model, not a curated record